Maniola jurtina (meadow brown) is the source of this 2137-nucleotide messenger RNA. It is a transcript of the gene P37k, whose product is annotated as trypsin-1-like. Gene Ontology annotation, molecular function: serine-type endopeptidase activity. The record is from RefSeq and is a predicted model, not a curated record. The transcript is spliced from 7 exons. Lineage: Eukaryota; Metazoa; Arthropoda; Insecta; Lepidoptera; Nymphalidae. Bases 401 to 1378 code for a protein of 325 amino acids. Gene Ontology annotation, biological process: proteolysis.
AAUUACAUGUCUACUAAGAAAUAGAAUAGGCCUGCAGAACUGAACAGCUCAAUACAUACUACAGUGAGGUUCCAAUCAAUCGCUAACGGUUACACUCAUUUAUCAUUAUACUCUUGCGUGCCACGAGAUUAGAGCCCCACAUGACAGGGGAAAAAUGGCAAUAAUUACAGCAUUAACUGAUAAUGAUUCAGCUGAAAUUACCUUGUAACUGUUAUGGAAUUUAUGGUAUGGCAUAUGGAAUAAAACUGGAUGUGCCGAGACUACGUCCACAUUUGAGCCGAUUUGCCAGGACGAGGCGCGAGUGAAAGUAGAUAGUUCUUUCUCUUUCACCAAGCUGCGCACAUAUCCGUUGGAUGCUCACUUGCCUUCUUGUCAACACGGAAUCGACAAAGCCGUAACCAUGCGCUGGGUGUUGCUCCUCUGCCUGGUGGGCGGGAUAAGCUGCCACAGCACAGACGUCAAAGCGGAAGGUGGGCAGGAGAAGGGCAUCGUGGACUGGAUCAAUAGCUGGCUGAGCUCCACCACCAGUACCACCGAGACACCUGCCAUGGCGCCGAUGGUGGAAUGCCCUACUUGCCAGUGUGGAUUCACGCGAACGCGCAGACGCAUCGUUGGCGGAUACGAGACCAAGAAGAAGGAAAUACCAUGGAUCGCGGUGUUGAUGUACAACGGCAGGUUCUACUGCGGCGGCUCGCUGAUCAACGACUUGUACGUGCUGACAGCCGCGCAUUGCACAUCUGGAUUCCGCAAAGAGAAAAUGUCGGUGCGUUUCUUGGAACAUGAUCGCUCGAUGCACAACGAGACCAAGACGAUCGACAGAAAAGUGUCCCAGAUCAUCCGACAUCUACGGUACAACCCCGGGACCUAUGACAACGACAUUGCUAUGCUGAAAUUAAGUGAAAGGGUAGAUCUCAGUACAGCCUUAAAGCGUGUUCGAGUCGACGAGGUAGACGAAGACAACGAUAUAGGCCUCCGCCCCGUGUGUCUGCCAAAGCCCGGCCUUAACUAUGCCAACGAAACUGCUAUUGUUGCGGGAUGGGGGACAACUGAGGAGGGUGGCAGUGUUUCUAACACUUUACAAGAGGUUGAAGUGCCCAUCAUGACCAACAUGGAAUGCCGUCAAACCUCGUACAAGAACCGCAUAACGGAAAACAUGUUGUGCGCGGGGGAGAAGCAAGGAGGCCACGACGCGUGCCAGGGCGAUUCCGGCGGCCCGCUGCAUGUCCGCGAUGCCAACACUGAGAAACAUCAUAUCGUUGGUGUGGUCUCAUGGGGCGAAGGCUGCGCGAGGCCAGACAGGCCCGGCGUGUACAGCCGAGUCAACCGGUACUUGACCUGGAUCAAGAGUAACACCAGAGACGCCUGCUAUUGCGACUAACUGCUGUUUAACUAACUCACCUAAAUACCAUAACUUUACAGUGUAACUUUGAUGCGAUCAGUGAAAAAUUAGACUACAAACAAUGAUUUCUAUGUAUAAUGUUCCAUUUCACGAUGACCGCUUAGCUUUGGUUGUAGUAGUGAGUUUACUGAUAAGCAUUAACGCAUUUGUGUGUGUAUUGUAAACUGUUUGGCGGUUGAAACUGGGAGCCAACACAAUGGUAAAUGUAAAUAAAACAAAAAUAGUCAAAGGUCUUCCUGAAAUAGAACAUUAUGUACUGUGCACUAGAGAAUGGUCAUUCUGAACGCAACUGUUUUCUGUUUUAAAAGUUAGCCUAAAAACUGUAACAUAGACAACCCAAACAUUAUACAAUAGUUAAGUCUGUUUCCAUUUUUGUAUUAAGUUUAGUGUUAGAUGACCCAAUAAGAUACCCUGGUGCACGCAACUGUCCCUCUUUUGUUUAAAAAAUAAUAAUUGACAAGUGAUAUCCUUUUCUACAAUACAAAGAAAGUUGAGAAAGUAACAGACCUUAAGAUAGGUCACUUUAGUUUAAAUUAUGUGGAUAGCUAAAUUAUCAGCAGUGUAAUAUUGUUAAGAAAAAAUUAAUGUAUUUAUUCUAGCAUUUAUUAAUUUACAUAAGCAUAAUUAUUUAAAGAUUUGUAACUAAUAUUUGUAAGACUCACCUUGACAACUACAUUUAAAUAAAAUGUUAUUUUUUAAAGAAAACUGUUUUACUUAAUUAGUUAAGUACAGUAUUUA